This is a messenger RNA of Armigeres subalbatus, 2482 nucleotides long. Its product is annotated as zinc finger protein 354A-like. Bases 110 to 2401 code for a protein of 763 amino acids. NCBI's taxonomy places the organism in Eukaryota, Metazoa, Arthropoda, Insecta, Diptera, Culicidae. The transcript is spliced from 5 exons. Gene Ontology annotation, biological process: regulation of transcription by RNA polymerase II. Gene Ontology annotation, cellular component: nucleus. The record is from RefSeq and is a predicted model, not a curated record. Gene Ontology annotation, molecular function: zinc ion binding; DNA-binding transcription factor activity; RNA polymerase II cis-regulatory region sequence-specific DNA binding.
UAUCUGUAAUGUAAUGUAACUGUAAUCAGCUGAUUGAAAGUCCCAGAUUGAAACCAUUGAAACUGUCUUCGAAUAACUUUUUACAGAAUCGCGCCGACACCAAAAAAACAUGUCAACUUCUGUAUCGGAAGAAGAGAAUCUCCGUUGCAGGCUUUGUCUCGCGGAUGAGGUCGAUGAAUUGAUAUCGUUGCACUGCCAGUGUGCCACCCAGGACAAACUUAUCGUGGACAUGAUAACAGAAAUAACCCGCUUCCAUCUCUGCCAAGAAAACGAUGGUUUACCCCAACACAUCUGUGGGCAGUGUCUGGCCAGGCUCAAUACAGCUUGCGCCUAUCAACAGACGUCGCGGGAAUCUGCUGAUCUAUAUUGUACGGAAGCCAAGUUUCCGGAACAGUGCUGCCGAACAUGUCUGCGGGACGAUGUAGAUGAACUGAUUUCGGUGCUUUGCAUUUCCGGUAGUAGCAGGAAGCUUGUUGCUGAUAUGCUCCGCGACGCUUGUGGAGUGGUUCGCCCUGUCGGGAAUGAUGGCUUGCCACAGCACAUAUGCGGGGAGUGUUUCCAAAUGCUCUGCGAUGCAUAUGCGUUCCGAAGUAUGGCUUUGAAAUCAGAUUUCAUUAUGAAAAAAAACUUGAAGGAAGAAGUAGAGCAGGACGAAUUCAUCAUCGAUGAUUAUGUUAAACCCGAGUUGGUUGAAGAAAAUAGCACUGCCCUUGAGGGCGAGUUGUGUUCAGUAUCAAAUCAGAGCACGUCAGGAGUGAGAAAAAGAGUGGACCUGAAAAAUGAAAUCGACCUAAACUGGAUUGCAGAAAGCAAGAGGAUGAAGUUAUCACCAACAGAAGAUGUAGAUCCUUUCAUAUACCUGGAUUCGGCAAACAUCGAUGUGGAACGUUUGGCACCUUUAUUACUCAUUAACGAAGAUACAGAAUAUUACGAUCAGUUGUUGUUCUCCGGAAUUAUUUGUUGUUGCCAAAAGCUAACACCCAACAAUGACGAAUGGGAAAAUCAUUGCAAAUUGGCACAUUCAAUCCAGAAUCAGCCCUCCUCAUCCAAAAUAGAUUGCAAAAUUUGUCAUAAAACAUUCCAACAUGCUCCACAGCUGAAGCAGCAUCUUGAAAACCGCAGCGAAAAUUUAUUUUAUCGGUGCAAAAUUUGUGACGUUAUGACAAAGAAGAAAGAAUCUUUACUACAACAUUUUGAAUUCACUCGUUUUCAUCCACUUCUGCAUAAUUCCGAGCCCGACCGGCUGAUCUUCAAUGAAAAAGUUGAAACAGAAUUCGAAUCUUCAAGCAAAUGCUGUGGUUGCCUCGAACCAUUCGAAUCUGGUGAAGCUCUUCUAGAGCACAUUGAAACCGUUCACUACCCGAAUCGAGACGACCAACCCAAGUUCCAAUGUUUCUCGUGCUACAAAAGCUUUCCAAAUAAUCGAUCGUUGUUCAAACAUCAGCUCACCUUCAAAAUCACCAAAAUCUAUCGGUGCAAAAAACCACAAUGUGAAUUCCAAACCGUUGAUUCCCUUUCCGAAAUCAAGGAACAUGUCGAAACCGAUGUACACCAGUACAAUGCGGUCGAAUUUUUCUGCUGUUUCUACGGAUGCUACGACACAUUUGAAACGGACGAAGCCCUGGAGCAUCAUUGCUUGAACGACCACGCCGAACAGCGUAUAAUGAACGGCACUAUAUUGGCAGAUAUCGAGCAUAACGUUUGUCGACUUUGCAACCGCCAUUUUCCGUCGAGCAGCGCUUAUAAAAAUCACAUUCAGGCACAGUAUGACCGUAAAUAUAUGUGCACUACUUGUGGGCGAAAGUUUCCCUCUCAUAAUGCUGUUCGUAAACACGAGAAGAAAUCGCAUUCAAAUGACGAUCGACCUGUUUUCGCGUGCGAUCGUUGUGGAGCGAACUUUGUCACCAACGGCAAUCUAGUUAUGCACAUUAAAAGAAUUCAUGACGGAGAUCUUCCAGAACUGUGCACCAUUUGCGGCAAACGUUUCGCACAUAAAUGGGCUUUGCGACAACAUGAAAUGAACAAGCACAUGGAGAACAAGCCUCAUAAGUGCCCCGAAUCCGAAUGCUCAAUGUCAUUCGGAAGUAAGAUCCUACUUCAGAGGCACAUUACCACGCACACCAAGGAUCGCCGGUACACGUGCUCGUACUGCGGAUUUACCUAUCGGUACUCGACCGAUAUGAAGCGUCAUAUCAAUGCAAUUCACUUGGACAAAAAACCAUUCAAGUGCAAAGAGUGUGAUGCGCGAUUCAUACGUGAAAGAGACCUGAGGCUGCAUACAAUUCGGCACACCAAGGAGAAGCUCUUCAAAUGCAGUGCAAAGCAAUGUGACUUUGCGACCAACAUCCGUAAGGAUUUGGACGCACACUGGAACGAGCAACAUGAAGAUUCGGACUCGUAAAUUUGAUAAUUUUUGUAACUUUCAAAUGUUUCAAAAAUUUAAUGACGAAAUAAAUAAUACUUACUACAUAAAUUAAAAAAA